Messenger RNA from Trichoderma atroviride IMI 206040, 396 nucleotides. RefSeq lists its product as uncharacterized. The record is from RefSeq and is a predicted model, not a curated record. NCBI's taxonomy places the organism in Eukaryota, Fungi, Ascomycota, Sordariomycetes, Hypocreales, Hypocreaceae.
AUGCAGGUAUUUGCUGCCAACAUGGAGAGGCAGGCGAUACUUGGAGAUGAGGCGCUUCCAGUUGGCGGCGGUGGGUCUCGCGCCUGGGCCGCCAUUGGCCAGGCGAUGGCCCGUCAGCCUGGGAGGCCAAAGAGCCUCCGCACGCGCGGCUGUGGCCAGCGGCUCGAGCCUUUUCCUCCAUUCACACUUCGACAACCAGCGACCAGGGAUCUCGAGGCGCCGCGCCAACGAACCGCCCUUGGAGGCUCACAGCGCAAGACAACAAGCGCAGCGCGUUGGCCUCGCUCUCCCGACUUCAACCUCAUGUCGUCAUCCGGCGAUGGUUCUGGCCAGUCUGGGCUGCCAGCGGCGGCGCUGAUGGGUGGCUGAGGGGGAUUCGAGGUUGCAUUUGCGUUG